This is a messenger RNA of Lentinula edodes (shiitake mushroom), 1107 nucleotides long. RefSeq names its product nagb/rpia/CoA transferase-like protein. Gene Ontology annotation, cellular component: eukaryotic translation initiation factor 2B complex. Gene Ontology annotation, molecular function: translation initiation factor activity; guanyl-nucleotide exchange factor activity. The coding region runs from base 1 to 1107 and encodes 368 amino acids. Lineage: Eukaryota; Fungi; Basidiomycota; Agaricomycetes; Agaricales; Omphalotaceae. The transcript is spliced from 6 exons. The record is from RefSeq and is a predicted model, not a curated record. Gene Ontology annotation, biological process: translational initiation.
AUGGCUUCGGACCCUCGGUCAACGGCAAAUCAACGCAUCGUAGAAGAUUUGGUCUCUAGAUUACGACGACGACAACUUGUAGGAUCUCGUGCUACAGCGUUAGAGACAUUACUAGUCCUGCGCCAGGUCGUUUCAAAAGCCCGAUUUUCAAAUAUCGAUCAACUGGUCAAUGUCAUACGGAUUGUAGGACGAAGGCUUGUGGAAGCUCAACCCAAAGAGCACUCUGUUGGAAAUACCGUCCGAAAAGUCCUCCAUCACAUACGUGAAGAAUAUCAUACCGCAAGUGAACGACCAACAGUCCAGAGUUCAUUUUCGAUAGCGAAGUUUGUCCUUCAAGGUCAACCAAGAAAACAAACACCCAUACCACGCUCAGAGACACGGGUUUCUUUGAAGGAAAACGAUCCAGAUGACCCAGACUCAUUUGCCCGUGUACUCAAACCUGUUCUCAUGGAAGCCAUUCAAGACGUCUUUGACGAACUAGAGACUGUCUAUGAUAAUAUCUCUAAGAAUGCUAAAGAUCACAUUCAUUCCGAUGAGAUUAUCCUGACCCUUGGCAUGUCGAGAACCGUACAGUCCUUCCUAAAGUCUGCUGCACAUUACAGAAAUUAUACAGUCAUUGUUGCUGAGACCGCACCAUCUUAUGGAGGUCGUGAAAUGGCAGCAUCACUCUCAUCCGCUGGAAUCUCUACAUUCCUAGUCCCCGACUCUUCGAUUUACGCGCUCAUGUCUCGUGUCAACAAGGUAAUAUUAGGAGCCCACGCGAUACUCGCCAAUGGGGGUAUGUUUGCGACCUCCGGGUCGCUCCUGGCCGCAACAGCUGCACGUUCAUAUAGCACUCCUGUUGUGGUUUGUGCGGGCCAGUUCAAAUUAACGCCACUCUGGAAUCUUUACCAUGAAUAUGGAGCCUUAGAUUUUGGCGACCCAAGUGCAGUCUUGGGCUUCGAAGAAGGUGAUCUCGUGGACAAGGUUGAUGUUGUCAACCCAUAUUAUGAUUAUGUUCGUCCGGAACUACUCGACGUCUUUAUCACAAACUAUGGUGAUCAUCCUCCCUCUUCAAUAUACCGACUGCUCAAGGAAACGUAUGACGACGAGGAUAAUGAAUUGUAA